Molecule: messenger RNA, 543 nt
Organism: Cyphomyrmex costatus
Lineage: Eukaryota; Metazoa; Arthropoda; Insecta; Hymenoptera; Formicidae
Product: caveolin-3
Exons: 3
Coding region: 1-543 (180 amino acids)
Biological process (GO): caveola assembly
Cellular component (GO): caveola
Molecular function (GO): molecular adaptor activity
Source: RefSeq, a predicted model, not a curated record
AUGCUAGCGAGAUUCCGUAACAGUUUCCGUUGCGGCAUGCCGAAAUGCCCGAGUAUUCGUAUUCCAGGGAUGGAGAAGCCGGAGUCAUCCGCGGCGGGCGAGAGCGCCGGAGACUCCGGGGAGCUCGAGGACCGGGACCCCAACAGCUUGAAUCAGCAUCUUCAGGUGAUGUGGGAUGACGUGAUUGGCGAGCCGGAAGGGAUCCGGAGUCCCGAAUGCGCUUGGCGGCUCAGCGGCCACUGUUUUCGGCUCUCCAGAGGAUGCUGUUACGUGCUCCUCUCCGUUCUCAUAGCACCUCUGCUCGCCCUGCUGUUGGGCUUCACGUUCGCCUGCCUCGCGUUUCAGCAUAUAUGGUGUCUCGCACCGUGUCUGCGCGUGUGGAAGAUCACAUGCGCGGCGAUGCGAAAUUUCUUAGCGGCGGUGACGCAGGCGAUCGUACGGCCGAUUAUGGAAGGGUUGGGUUACCUCUGCUACAAUAUCCGCGUAUUUAAUCAGAGAUUACCGGAUGGCCCUCUCCAGAAGGAUGAUCUGUUGAUCGUGUAA